GAUACUCUGUUCCCUUUAUCUCUCAUUCCACGGUCAGUGCAAUAUAAAUGUGUUUAUACCCUGUCUGCCCUUUACAGUAGUAAAGGUUUAAUUGAAGUAAAAGCCGUUGGAGGUGGCUCUUACGUGUGUGGAAUAACGAUGAUGAGCACAGACUCCCUGGAGUCAUCUUUUGUUACAGCGAAGUGUGGUGUGAUCUGAUUUUGGCACGGAGCUGGUCUCCCCCUCCUGUCAGGAGCUGGACUCAUCAUCAGCAGUUAGAGAGCAGUCCUCUUAAAGCCAGUGUGCGUAAAACGUGUCUUCACAGGAAUUCACCCUCAAGUGUUUGGGAACUGCAUGUAGAUUUUAAGUCAUUACAGCUGUGCUGUACUUAUUCCCUCCCUAGUGGAAAGCCAGGAAAACUGUCAUUUUGAAACUUUCUGGUGUUUAACCUCUUAACUUUUUCAGGAAGGGUGAUUCCUUCAGGUUGUGCUGUGUAAUUAGUGUUACAGCUUGAUGGGAUGCUUCGUUUAUUACAGAUUACAAAUGCUGCAACUAUAGCUUCUCCUUUAUUUGGGAUCAUGGUGCUGCCACGUAGCUUUUUGUAUAGCACAAAGCACAUGUUUCAUAACUGUGGGAAAGGACAAAGAAUUUGUCCUUGUGUGACAAAUUAGCUCAAGCAGCCAUUCUGCUGGGUAUGAGAGAACCUUCCAGGUUUUGCUGGGGUGAUGGAAGCUGGGGAGAAAUGGUGAAGUUUUUCACAAAACUGCUCCUGCCAAUGACGAGUGAGGCAGCGAGAAAGCUUGGGUGUUCCUCCAGCUGCUUUCACAGAUCAAGGAGUCACAGUCUUUCCUUGAAAAGCCUUGGCAGUGACCAGACACUAGUGGAGCACAGGGUGCUGCUCUGAACCUGUAAGUGCUGCCUAAAAAAUCCAGGCCUGAGGCACGUAAUCAAAAAGCUGCUUUUCUGCUGCCUACAUGGUUGCAAAUGGAGCCAGUCAUGUGUCCUACUGCUGUCUUGCAGUGUCCAGCAUUUUGACCCCUUUAAAAUAAUGCAAAAACUUCGGACAGUGAAAAUUGUUGGCUUCAUAAAAAUUUCUGGUUGUCAUUGAACCCUGUUUUCCUGUUUACAUCUGAUUUCAGUUGGGGCGCAGCCGUGCCAACUUGUACUGGCGUACUUGUGCCAGCCACUAUCCUUGGCCUUCGAGGAAUGCAGCCUCCUUAAAUAGGAACAUGGCAAGGCUUGUCCCUUAUGAUCUGCAGUCGGCAGCAGAAUAUGUGAAGUCCCGCCUGCCUGAAGUCCUGAAACAACACCUUCAAGACUAUGAGAAGGACAAGGAGAACAGCGUGUUGUCUUACCAAACUAUCCUGGAACAGCAGAUUUUAUCCAUUGAUCGAGAAAUGCUGGAAAAAUUGACUGUAUCCUAUGAUGAAGCAGGUACAACCUGUUUGAUUGCACUGUUGUCAGAUAAAGAACUCACAGUGGCCAAUGUUGGAGAUUCGCGAGGAGUCCUGUGUGACAAGGACGGGAACGCUAUUCCCUUGUCACACGAUCACAAGCCCUACCAGCUGAAAGAGAGGAAGAGGAUUAAAAGAGCUGGUGGUUUUAUCAGCUUCAACGGCUCCUGGCGCGUUCAGGGGAUCCUGGCCAUGUCCCGCUCAUUGGGAGAUUACCCUCUGAAGAACCUGAAUGUUGUCAUUCCCGACCCCGAUAUCCUUACCUUUGACCUGGACAAACUGCAGCCAGAGUUCAUGAUCUUGGCAUCGGAUGGUCUGUGGGAUGCUUUCAGCAAUGAGGAAGCCGUCCGAUUCAUCAAGGAACGCUUGGAUGAACCACACUUCGGUGCAAAGAGUAUAGUGCUACAGUCCUUUUACAGAGGAUGUCCCGAUAAUAUAACAGUGAUGGUGGUGAAGUUCAGGAAUAGCAGCAAAACAGAGGAACAGUAAUUACCAGUGGUUCUCUGCCUCGCUCUGAACUUAAACCAAACUCUUAAGUUUUAAACAUAGUAGAAAGCUCUAGUAAAUACCAUUAAGAUUCUACACAAAAGGAACAGAUCCCUCUGGUCUUUGUUCUUUGCUUAACAAAAGGAGCAAUACAACAAAUACGUUCUGAGUGAUUAGAAGAAUUAAGUUUGUUCACAUGUACCUGUCUUCUGUGACCUUGCUGCUCCUUAGAAGCUAACUGUAAUCUUCCAUUUCAGAAUUUUCCUCACAAAUCCUGUGUAGGCUUUUCCUUUGAUCCCUUUCCUCUCAUUUCUAGUGGUCAGAGGUUCAUUUAGACACACAGUCGGGUCAGGGCUGUGCUGUCACUUAGCAGCAAGUGAUAGGAGUGAUGCUGCUCUUCACUCAGGUGGGAUGCCUCAGAAUGAUGCUCUCAUGUUUCUCAUCUCUUUUCUUUUUUAAUCUGCAGUCAUAAGGUUGUAUAGGAAAAGGUUUGUGAUUAUUGGCCUGGUAUUGAUAUGAAGGAGGAAAAGGAGCCAAAUAUUAGCCUGCUACCACAGAACUGGCUCUCUUACUUUGUUUAACCUCGCCCUUCUCUUCAAUAAAUCCUCACCAAGCAUGUGAUUAGGUGUAGCUACUGAAUUACCUGAAGCCACAUGUUUAUUCAGUCUGUACAUUACUCUGAUAACAUUCCUUCUAUGCCAUAUUGUAUUCAAACCAACUGAUGUUAAACUUCAGCAAAAUAUCUUGAGGUCUGACACCUUCUAUAGCAAAAAAUAGCUCUGUUGUGAUAGAAGAAUGUUGGUCAUUCCCCAAGACUCAUGUUAUUUGUUUGGCAUGGACUUUUCAUAGGCAUGGGAAGAAAGUAAUGCAAGGUAAAAUUUACUUUGUUAGUGACUGUUUGGAAAACUAAUGAAAACAGGGCAUUCCUGAGAGUGACUUAGAUGGAAGUCAGGGCUAUUAAAGACUUCCGUGUACCACUGCAGAUUAAUUGGUGGUGUUAAUCCAGGAGGAAACCACUGUAGAACCGUUCUUUGGUAUAACAUAUAAAUGCCAGGCAGUGGCCUUGCACUGCAGAGAUGAAAGCUUGUGUUAGGUCUAGAUAAAAAUAAGUUUAGAUCUAACUUUCAGUAUUUAAUUGUAUUUUGGAAUUUGUGACUACUGUAAGUUUAAACAAUGAUAGCCAGAGUUUGCUCUACAUCUGGUAACUUAGUUGCCUGCUUCGUGACCGAGAGGCAGUGGUGGCGGAGUGGCAGGGCAGUGUGUGCUGAGGAACAGAGCCAGGGCCCGAGGUGGAGGUGAGUGUUUCAGACGCCUGCUGUACCGGUGUUGUGUUCUAUAAUAAUCCUGGGGAUUCCCUCCCUUCAAAAUGUUGUCCUGGACAAUCUGCUGAGGUCUCUUGUCUUCAAGGUGAUGGAGACUGUUGGUAUUUGCAUCCUGAGGGGAAUCACAGAUGUAAUGCGUUAACUAACAUCAUCUGUUCCUUGGGUAAAGAUACAACAUCACUUAGUUAAUCAGCCACCUGUUGCUCAUCACCCACCCAUAGGAUUUUGGGGCAAGUGGCUUGCUGGUCCCCAAAAUACCGUGAUGUGUUGUGGUUAUGCUGAGCAGGUGUGUGUCUUAAGACAGAAAUGAAAGAGGACAAAUUUCUGCAUGAGCAGGAAUUCCCAUCUUAGUCUUUUCAUUUUUGUUCCUAGGCUAUCUCUUCCCCAGUAAACUUCCCUCCUUUAAUUUGUUUGGAGAGUAUCACAACUCUUAGUCAGAUCUGUUGCUACUACCAGUGCUGUUCAAAUUGUAUCGUACGCUCUAGGUGCCUCUUCUCACCCCAGACUCUGCCCCUCGACUCCACGUAACAGACAACUGAAAAGCAGAAGUGUGAAAGUGUCCAGCAUCCUCUGAAACCAGCAGGCCCCAGCCUGCACCGCUCCUUCCCCGGAGGACGAAGGCUGCGGACUUCUUAAAUCUCUUGAACAGUGCAUUCGGGGAAUUUUAAAUGCAACUUUGAGGUUAAAUUGAGCAGCUAACGGGAAAUGUUAAUAGUGACAGAGCGCUUCAGUUAUUUUAUUUUGAAAAGGUAUAUGAGGUCAGAAUGCUGUGAAAUUAAAUCCUUGUGUGAUAUUUUCAUGGGAGUGCUUAAUCAUGUACUCAGUGAUGCUACAGCAGCAGUAUCGAAACUGCUCCGGGCAGAGCUCACAGCGCGUGUCGCGUUUGCCUUUCCUUUCUCCUUCAUAGACGAUGUUUCUGUUGUACUGGCUUUUCUUUGGAGGACACAGCCUGGAUGCUUGUCAAAACAGCUGUCCAGGGAACAGAAGAAUUAGACCCAGCAGCCUACAGAACGCUAAAGCAGAGGGAUGCUUGUGUAGGAGAGACAUCACCGCUAAUCCAUCGCAGGCAUUUGAGAAGUUGGAACUGGGGCAACGGUCAGCUCCAAAAAAUACCCCAUGGUAGACUAACCAUUGAACAAAAAGUUUACAGCUGCCACUCGACCUCCUGCAGCUCAUGUUCUUGAGGUUAGUGAGUGCUGCUGAGGGAUGCUGACCUGCUCCGGAGCACAGCUUACUGCUUCAGCACUCAAGAUACACAGAAUGAGGUGUCAGGAAUCCUACGCGUUCACAGGCUCCUGAAGAACCAUGGGGAAGCAGUGGGAGGGUGGCUUGCUCUGGAAGUAAGCCAUGCUCACGGGAUUUAGGAAAACAGCACAGUGCACUACAGAACUGUUUUGCAGACUCAUCUGAAUAUUUAUUCCAGGAUUCAUUCACCCUGUCAUUCACAGGCCCAUUCAGUCAGUUACCCCAUCAGCCCUAUUUCAACCUUCCAGCGUCUGCAGUAGCAGCAACAGCUGUUUUAGCACCUUCAGUUUUCUCUGCAACACUCCCACCUUUCUAGUAGCUCUUUCCUGGCCAAAGACAUUCAUGCCAAUGAUUUCUGGUAAAGUUGCUGACUUUUGGUUUUAUUAUUUAAAAAAACUAGCUACAGCUACUUUAGGUUUAAGGAUGAAGGUUUAACGGAGAUGAGAGGCUUGUGCAGUCUUCCACAUAUAUGCGCAGUGCCUACCUAUGCUCCCUGCUAGAAGUUUUUACUCCAGAUCUAGACAUUGGUAACUUUCCACUCAUGGUGAUUUGUGCCAAAUCCUGUCGUGAUACAUGCAGCUGUUGGAUGACAAGAUUAAUUAAUGUAUGUAUUGCUUAUGCAGCCUAAACAAUUUGGGGGCUGAUCCUUCACUGCCUUAAUCUAUACCCUACAUCUGGAACGGUAGCCAGACAUUGUUGCCAGAAAUACCCCGAGUACACUCAAGCAGUGUGGCAGAAUGUCUUACAGCAGCAGAGAGGGAGCACUUCCAGCACACCAUUCUCCAGGCUGCUCUUCUGCCUGGGCACCUCUCCAGAAGAAGGGAGAUACAUUUUGGUUAAAGCAGCUUGUGCCCAUCUGAGAGCUCCCUCCUGCUGUACGUGCUCAUGCCUGGGUUUUGUUGCUUAAGCCCGAGUAGCUCCGCUGGUGACAUCUGUUCAGCAAGUAAGAGCAUCACAUGGCAGAAAACUGACAGAUUAAGUUGCUGCCAAAGAGCACCUUUCAUAUGGUUCAAUAUGAAAAAGUGCACCUUGUAAUUAGUCAUCUGAUCCAGUACUUAAAAGAAGUUGGGCUUUGCCUGGUGAUACUGCAAGCUAGCAGUAGUUAAAUUAAGCUCAUCAGGUAAUUAACUCACAUAGUACAUUUUAAAGCUACUACCUUUUAGCUUCUCAUCCUGAUUAUAGACUACCAUUGAGUGUAUUGUUCUUACCAUAUACCGGUGGGUUUUCUGAAAGGCUGCUCAUCCAUAGGACGUAAGGGCUACAAAUAUCUUUCACCCUGCACAGCUCCUGGUACCAUCGCAGGGAUCCCAGGUCUUGGAACCAGCCUCGUUAUGUGAGACCGUAGCUCCGUCUAGUGGCUGGCCUGAGCACGGUAACCAAGCAGCGGGCCUUAAAAGUUACGAGUUGCUCUCUUAGCCGCUGUGAAAAACGUGAUUUGAAGACCCCGCUGGCCUUUGCGCAGAAGUUUGCUGUGAGGUUGAUGCAGAGCCGCUCUCUCAAGCUGAAUUCUACAGCAGUGCUGAAGCGGUGCCGGCUGUGCAUGUGCAUCCACAGGCUAAGUAUCAGCCAAGAAACACAGAUAACUCAGCUACUAAGAAGUUGGGACACGCCUCAAUCCUGCCCCAUGUCCUCAGCCAGCUCACCCCCAGCACGGGUGUCUUCACAUCCAUGAAUGCAUUUUUUGUGGGAUCUAAACCUUUGGCAGCAGUGCAGCUUACUAGACCAUAGCAAUCCAGUUUAGGGGAGGCCAGAAUCCAUCACUAGUCCCGGGCUGGCAGGAAACACCAUUUCAUAUAAAAAGUAAUGCCACAUCUUUUGUCACGACAUCCAGUACUAGUGGUCUGGGCACAUUGAUCCUGUCUCACAGGGAAGGGAUGGUGACAGAGGACGCUGUGAAGACUGCUGUGGUCCUACAGUUUCUAAAAAUACAGAAUUUGAAAUGAAUGAGCCUGUUCUACUGAGCAGAAUGUUUAGAUUAUAAAGUAAAUUACAUCCAGCACCAGGUAUUGGCUACUAACUUGUGAACAUAAGGGCGGUACCAGACUGCUGCUAAGGUCAUUACAGUAUUAUACCAUUUACAUAAGGUGAAAUAAAAAUAAAUAGUUGUGUUUGGAGUACAGAAGUUAGUACUAAAGCACUGCAUCAGCUUGAACUAAUAGGGUUUCCUACGUAAGCACUAAUGCUGCACCUUGAAAAUAAGGAAGUUAUGUUCAGCUGCCCUCAGAAUAUGUAACAUGCUUGCCUUAAAUAACAUUAUUAUAUUGAUAGUAUUGGAUACUUUACACAGAGAAACAUGUAGCAAGUGAUUAUACAAAAGAAUAAAACCCCCUCACCAGCCUUUCAUUUCCUAAAGCAGGUUUUUAGGCCUCCAGCCUGAAAUCUGGCUGUAUGAAAUUGCGAGGUUAAAAUGUAGAAUGUUUGGCUGAAGCCUGGCAACUGCAAAGACCAGAGCUGAUGCCCCUCAGUGUUGUCAGUAUAUUUAUAAAUCACCAUUCUAAACCCGUGGACUGUAUCUGAAAAGAUAGAUGCAAUUAAGUUAAUACUGAGUUGGAGUUUGAAUCACUUUUAUUUAUAUAGUGCUGACUAUAUAAGGCUUGGGUAGCAGCUGUUUUACCUAAGGUUUCCCUUAGGUAACCUGAAGUUCUCAGUAUCGGCUGUGUCUAGUUACAGCUGAUGAGUUAGAUGCUCUGUUAUGCAGGAUGUGUGCAGUCAAAGCAGCUGAAGCCCAUCCAAACCCGUAAAUAGUGGCUCAUAUCAAGAGCAAUUCUUGAGUAAAGUUUGGAAACCCAUGUUCAGAAGCAGGUGAGCUCGUGGGUUUGGUCUCAUCUGCUCAGGCUCAAGGAAAACACUGAAUUAGUUGAGCAAUAGAGAAAUAAAGCGCUUUUUCUGCAUGUAAGUGGCCAACCCUCUGUUCCCUUAAGUCUCCUGUGGAGACGCAUCCGUACUUCUAGGGACACGGAUGCUCAGAAAUCUACUCCAGCCCAUAUUCCACCACAUUAAUUAAAUGAAUAAUUGGUUAUAAUGUUUCAGAAAUCUAAAUGCAGAGCUGUCAAGCAUUGCUCCCCAGCAAUUCCUACACCAUAUGCAGGGGUGCGAGAACAAUAUAGCUGAAACUGUGCUUUAUCUGCACUUGCUUUCAUCUUGGUAGCACCAAGAGUCAUGGGAAGAGUUUGGGAAGAGUUCUUUGAAGGUAGUUCCAUUCCAUACUGAAUCUCUCUGCUGCUCUCUGGUGCAUCACUCCUAGGUGCGUAAGCUCAGUACGAACCAUAAGCAGUGCUUAGCUGUGCUGGAUUUACAAGCACAAUCAAUUUUUAUAAAGUUCAAACCCAUUUACUUUUAACAUGGCAAACUGUAACAAUGGUGUAACUGUUAAGUACAAGGUGAACAGCAGCAGGGUCUGCAAAAACAACUUUAAAACCUGGGCUGUGUGGAUAUUACACCAAGCGACUGUAAAACCACUUCUAUCCAGCAUAUCUGGAAAUGCUCCCUCAGAAACGACUGAAGUGGCCACAUUAGGAAAGAACGACACAUUUAGAACUCUACAAGGGCAGGUCAGAGCUUUAUUAACAAAAAUCCUGCACAACACCCAAGAUAACAAAACCAUGACAUUUAAACAUCCGUCUUGGUUAAGGACAGCUUCCAUUUAGUGCAACAGGGCUGUGUUAUCACAGGUAACAGCCUUUUCAGGCUGGUUUGUAACAUUUUUUCACUCCAAGCCAGAAGUGUGUUUAAGAUUUUAUCUGUAUUGCCAGCUCAGGGCAGAGUGCACUUUACUCCUAGGUGGAGGACGGCUGCAGGCCAGGCGUGGCUGAGGGGAGUGGCAGGGUACUGGGCUGAGCCCCAGCGCAGCCCGGAUGGAUGCGAUGCCCACAUGCCGGCCUCUCUAAACCUCAUGCAGACCACUCGUAUCAAAUGUGGUCUGGAAAAUUAACAUGCUGUCAGAAGACUGGCAGCGGGCAGAGCUCAGAUAUAUGAACCAUUUCAAGAGAGGGUGCUGGGGUAAAUGUUCUAUUUUUAAGACCUUAUUUUAUAGGAGGAAAACUAAGUCCCAAUGUCCCGUAAGGGCAGAUAAGGCAAACUGUACUACAGGUAGUAUUUCCUCCUGCGAGUUGCAGGUCAAUACUGCCUUUAGCUAAGAAUCACACACAGCAUCAUUUCAGAGAGAGACUACAUAUUCUUUGGUUCUGUGAAAUGACAGGGCUUUAGGAAUUUUAGAAACCCGAUAUAUAAAUGGAGUGGGGUAGGUCUGGUUUUGUUUUACAGUUUCAGGUUUCUUCCAGAUACAGACUCAACUACAAAUGAAAACCAAACCCAACCACCUGCUUAGCUUCAACGUUUUCUUUCCUUCCUGCACGGAGCACUGGCACUUGGUUGUGGUUUGCAGCUUAAUACACAGUAUCUGCAUUAAAACCUGAUGAGCUUAAUUUAACAGAGACUACAGAAAGCUUUGCCCUACCACCUCUAUCUUAGGCAAACUGUAAAGUACAUAUUAAAUGUACAUACUACUCACUACUGCGGAGCAAAGCUCUGCGUCCCAAACUGCUCCAAUAUACCUAACAUAACUGAUGGACACAGAUCAGGAAUUAGAGUCAUGUCAUUCAGUUAACCUUUAUCAGUUUUAAGUUUAAAUUUGAAAGAAAUACAAUAAAUUUACGUUAUUGAUUGUGCAUCCAGGCAUUUGUGAGGUCUUUGCAAUGAACUGUGACUGUAACUAGAAAAGGUGAGACAAAACUUAGAAAAAUAUUCCGAACUGUCUUAGGUUCUGCUGAUACUGAUCAUAGCGAAUAAUGCCCCAAAGUUUGCAGCAUGCGCUGUCUCACAGUUGAUUUUGAACUUGUUUUUUCCAGAAUGCACACAAAACAUUUAAGCAUUUGACUUUCUAACUCUUCUGGAAUACCAUACAGGAAGCACAGGCUUGAAAUUUUACAUUUUAAACCCCUUCUCUGAUCCACCCAGCAGCAGUUCCAAACAUCUUUGACCAAUAAGUUGUCAUUAGGCUUUUCAAGUUGGAAAGCCUCACGCUUUUUCUUAUCAAAGUCACAACUGCUUGGAAUUCUGAUUUAUUACAGCUUUCUGAACCAUUUGCCUGCAUGAGAAAAAGAAUCUGGGUAUUUGGAAAAGUCUUAGCCUGUGGUUUAGGCUUCAGUUUUAGUACAGUAUCGUAGGCAGAUGCAAUAAAAUUUGGGCCCACCACUGACUUCAGUGCUUGUAUUAGUUCACAUUCUUAAGCUUUUUUUACCUUUUGCAUGGCUGCUCACACUAGAAAUUUCCCUGAUAUUUGCUUUAAGCAGAAACAUUAGCUUAGUUGUGAAUUUUUAGUCUUUUAAGCAAUAAUAAGGUCAGACUCAAAUACAAGCCAGAUCUGGAAAUGAAAAUAAAAUUUUUAAAAAUAGAACGGGAACAGGAAUAUUUUACACCAUACAUUUCUUGCAGAGUUGAUGUCACUUUACAUGACAAUUUCAGGUGGCAUAAACAGACCACUGUGUAUGAGCAAAACCCUUGUAAUCUAUGAUUGGCAUUAUCAUUCUGGGGCACAAAUACUAAAAACUACCUUGCUUGGUGGCUUGGUGACGGCUGUGUUUUCCCCGCAGCCGCCUCUCUGUGACUGUGGGUUCUGGGUCUCUCAGCGGGAGCACCGGCUGCUUUAGCCAGCCGCCUUCUGAAGGCUGCAGCGUCUCUCAUAAUUACUUUUUUUUUUCUUUUUUGAAAAAGCAAUACAAACUGUGGUAGCAUCAGUGUUCUUGUGACAAAUAAGUGAUUUCUCAACAUUUAACAUGGCAGGCUUGUAACAGAAAAAAGGAGGUUGGUUUUCUUUAAGAUGUGUAAACAAUCAAAGAACAAGUGAAACAUUUCUCACAGUGCUCUCGGGAUCUGAUCACAGUACAACAAUCAAAUAACAGAUCCUAAACCCACAGGAACAGCUGUAGUUUUACCUCCGUUUUGAGAAAUAGAAGAGCAUUCUUUCCUCCAUUAUGCAAUACUGUAUCUUUAGCUAUU
This is a messenger RNA of Strigops habroptila (Kakapo), 10483 nucleotides long. RefSeq names its product protein phosphatase, Mg2+/Mn2+ dependent 1L (gene PPM1L). Gene Ontology annotation, cellular component: cytosol; nucleus. The transcript is spliced from 5 exons. Lineage: Eukaryota; Metazoa; Chordata; Aves; Psittaciformes; Psittacidae. The record is from RefSeq and is a predicted model, not a curated record. Bases 1209 to 1922 code for a protein of 237 amino acids. Gene Ontology annotation, biological process: negative regulation of canonical NF-kappaB signal transduction; protein dephosphorylation; positive regulation of canonical NF-kappaB signal transduction. Gene Ontology annotation, molecular function: protein serine/threonine phosphatase activity; cation binding.